AUGCUGCGGCAGAACAACUACACGACAUCGUUCCCAGCUGGGACCACUAUGCACAAUACAUCGAACAGUUCAGAAAGGAUGGGUGCUUUUGGAACACUUCCAUUAGAUCAUCAAGUACCUGGCCCAAGUACUCAAAAUCGACCUACUUCCUCAAACUCCAUGCAUGAACAAAUAGUUCAUAUCGACUCCCAGAAUCAUUAUCAUCAAACUCCCACAAUAUCCAGACCUCUCGAUGCUGGUUCAACUUCUCGUCAUACGUACAUACCUUUGAAGCCUCAUAUGAAGAGGAGCGAUGUGUACCAGCCAACAGUAUCAAAUGCUGACACAAGUGAGAGCCGGAAAAAGUAUGACAACUUAUCCGAUGUCUAUACAAUGUCUGGUGAUACUGUAGAAUUUGCAAGAAAUCUAGGGCAAUACUUAAAUGAGAAAAUACCAUACAUAGUUACAGUCAGCUUACUCAUUAUUCUUUGCAUAGUAUUUUUCAUUUUUGGCUUAAUAGGAGCAUUGAAUAUCCCAUUUUGCGAAAUACAGCCAAUGAUUCCAGUUUGGCUGAUCAUUGCGAGCUUAUUAUUUAUCGUAUCAGCGAUAUUUAGAAUAUAUAACCUUAUACCUUCACCACCUAGUAGACACAAAACGUUGUCCUUAGACCUUUGUGUCAAAGGUUUAGAGGUUUUACUGGCAAUAGCGAAUAUUGUCUGGUUAAUUCUCGGCGCAGUUUGGGUCUACGGAAACAAGGCAUACGUCCACUUCGAAGAGACAUUCUUUCAAGAACAUUACUGUGAAGAAACUGUCUAUUGGACGGCUUUCAUAGCAGUAACAGGAUAUUUGAUUCUAAUCUGUUUUUUGAUUGUGGGGCUUAUAGUACUGUUGUGCGUUGGCUCAUAUAAAGAAGCUACACCCCGAGAAAUCCCCUAA
Messenger RNA from Auanema sp. JU1783, 915 nucleotides. The record is from the annotation of a GenBank genome assembly. NCBI's taxonomy places the organism in Eukaryota, Metazoa, Nematoda, Chromadorea, Rhabditida, Rhabditidae.